AUGGAGACUGUAACGUGCAGUCUUUUACAACAGUCGGCGUUCGUAUUGGUCGUUUCACACUCUACCUAAAUGUAGCCAGGGCUCGCGAGCUAGCAUAGUAGCUAGCAGAAUAUUGUUAGUGCUUUAAUGGCGUUAACAGCUGAUUUCAUUCACUUAGUAAGGGAAGCCUUGCCGCAGGACCUUAACGGCUAUGGCAGAAAGAUAAGACAAGCCUGUGUCUUCAGCGGUCAAACAAAACAUGCCUUCUACUCUGCACUGACCAUUAAAAUGGUGUAACAACUGUCAGAGUCCUGUGUGACAGACUUCCCUCAGAGAACUGGAUAUAACCUUCACAGGAGAUGGAGGAUUCUCCUCACUUGUACCUUUCUGAAUUUGGAGACAAUGAGGAUAUAGAGGAGGAGAGGGAGGAGGAGGAGGAAGAGGAAGAAGAGGAAAGGGAGGAGGAAGAGGAGGAGGACGAGGAGGAUAUUUAUCAAGAGGAAACUAAUAUGGAACCAGACAUGAUUAAGUCUCUAUACCCAGAUCUUCACAAACUUCCCAAUCAGAAUACUGACAGAGUCUGGGACUCUUUUCCCUGCCAGAACUGUGAGAGACAUUUUUCCAGCAAACAAGGCUUGGAACGACACAUGCACAUCCAUGUUUUGGCAAACAACGAAGCACAUGCAUACAAAAGCAAUAACAACAACAUGUCCUUUGGUCCAAAGUUACAUCAGUUGCAGCAAGAGAAGACGAAGCCUCUGGAUUCAGUAGCUUCAGUCAUGCAACUUCAUACUUCAUCCCCCAGUAACUCGAAUGCCAUUUUGUCAGCUGAAGACCACAUUGCUCAGCCAGACAAACAGGGAGUCUUAGAUGGCCAUCAUGCUUGCAAGUACUGUGAAAAGAUAUUCACCACACAUACCAACAAGCGACGACAUGAGCGCAGGAUCCACGAGCAGCACCUGCAACUCACACGUGUAGAAAAAAGCCAGCUACCCCAGCAGGAAAGUGUUCAGAGGUGUUACAGUGAAACAUCUCAACAGGAAACACAGCUUGGUGACAAUACAGCACCCACAGCUGUUCUGGAGAAUGAAGGGGAACGCACAGAACAAUACAUGCUAGAUGUCUCUAGCAAUAUUUCAGAGAAUCUCAGCUUUUACAUUGAUGGAAAGAUAGUGUCAACUAGUACAGUGAGUAGCUGUGAAGCAGCUGAGGUUCACUCAGGGUCUUCGACUUUAGUUGGAUUGGAUGCCCUGAUUCUAGACCCCGCCCAAAUCAGCCAGGUUUUAAAUACAGAUUCAGUUACAGGCAAAGAGAUACCUGGUCAACUACUGGCUAAGAGAAGAACUGCAACACCACCUCUUUUACCACAAAUUAAAACUGAACUGGAGUCUGAGGUGGUGGUGUCCUCUUCCUCAUCAUCGCUUGUGUCUUCUCUAAUCGAGAAUCUACUUCCUCAGAAUACAGAGUCCACAGUUGCGCAGAAGGAGAGAACAGUGUUUCUGUCUCCAAAGCUGAAGCAGCUCCUGGAGAAGCAGGACGGCCUUAAACCUACACUUGCCCUGAUCACAGAUGGUCAGAAACCUUGUUCACCUGUCUCUCUCUCUGUCCUGCCCAUUGGAACAGGAAGGUUUAAAAGAAGGACUGGAUCUCCAACAAGCUCUCCACAGCAAAACCCAACAUCUAAUGAGGAAGCACCAUUGCCAGAUGCAGGAAAUUUUGAUGCUGUAAGUACAGGACAAAUUGAGAUCCAGCAUGUCUCACCUGUGCACCUAACAGCCAAUGAGAAGGAUGAAACACCACCAUCUGUGGAGGAGCCAGCAAUUAAACCUGUCUUGACAGAGAGCUGGCCCCCCAUGACUGGUGGCAACUCCUGUAACCAGCAACCACUGGAUCUCUCGAAUACAGUCAAAAGAAAUGAAGAUGUAGCUUUAGCUGAUUCUGUGCUGGAUUUGAGUUUGCAAAAAAAGACCCUAUGUGAAUCUGAACUGACAUUAAAUUUAGUUUCACAGGCAGUUUUGAAAGAAGGAAAAUCAAAUAGAUGCAUGGUGGAAAAAACCUUGAUGAAUAUCGGCGAGCAAUAUGUAAGCCCAGGGAAUUCAGAGACUCCUUUAGUCACAGACUUUACCAUAGUCACAGGUUCAGAUGUGGUGACCCCAGUGGAACCUGUUGCAGAAAGUCUUGUUUAUGGACUUGCGCUACCACCCAAUUCUCUGACUCCAUCAUCCACCUCCCUUACCCCUGUUACCUUGCAACCAGCUUCACCGUGCACUAUAGCAUUUGCUUCCCCAGCCUCACACACUGUGCUACCUACUGCUCCCUCGUUGAUCACAGUUUUAGCAUCACCACCACCUAUUUCUAACCCUUCAAGCCAACCAAUCCAGGUAUUAGCCCCAGAUAUAUCUCCUGACCCCUUGGUAAUCUGCACAGAAAAUACAUUAAAUUCUUCAGAGUGUGAUUUAACUACUGCAUUUGCCACUACAAGUUCUGCAAACCUUGUCACUCUCUCCCAACCCCUUGACCCGACUUUAAAUCUACCUGGCCACGUGUUUCUCACAGAUCAGAUUGCUCUCAAUCCACCUAUAGUUGACUCCACUCCUGUUUCAGAAGUACCAUUCACACCCACUGUGACUUUAAAUGACUCCCUCAUCAACUCUUAUAACAUUACCAGCAACACAGUGUUGAUAGAGUGCACAAUAGCUCUUGAAGCCCAAGGGAGUGUAGUCCCUGCUGCAAUUACCUUACAAGAAAACACUUCUGAGGCUCCAGCACCUACACAGAUGGUUGUUAAUCACAUAGAACAGCAACAGAUUGUCUCAGUUCCAAACUCGCAAACUGUGGAACCCACUAUUCUUGUGUCUUCCAUCGCAGAAUCUGUAACUCUGGCCACCGCCACUUCAGUGGUAUCUGAUUGUUCUUCUGUGGGUGAAUCAGGUCCUGAUCCAGAACCUGUGGUUGAUCCAGAACCUGUUGGUAAUGUAGAGCCACCAACCAUGAAAGAUGAGGAAGCUGCUGACAGUGCUGUUUCUGUACCGGAAAUCCCAUCUAAAACUUCCCCCCCUUCGGAGAAAACUGAAGAGGACAAAUCCACAAAUAAUACAGCAAGUGAUGUAGAACAGCAAACUUUCACCAAGAAUUUCAUCUGCAAUGUAUGUGAUAAGCUUUUCCAUUCAAUGAAAGAACUAGGCCAUCAUGUAGGUGACCAUGCUGAUGAAUGGCCCUACAAGUGUGAAUUCUGUGUGCUGCUCUUUGACGAGCCCUCCGCUUUGCUUGACCAUCGUUCAAGCCUCCAUGGUGUUGGCAAGACUUACGUUUGCAGUGCAUGUACAAAAGAAUUUGUCUACCUUUGCAAUCUGAAACAACAUCAGGAGGAAUUACAUCCUGGCCAGCAAUGUACAUACACAGAAGAAGAAAAGGGAAAACUAAGACCUCAGAACUACAACUACCUAACAAAGGUCAACACGGAGCCUUCAGUGCCUGAUGUUCCAAAGGAACCCAAGAGAUUGGUGAAAAAGGAGGAGGGUGAAGUAGACAUAGCUGCUGAAGAGCUGUUUACAACAAUAAAAAUCAUGGCCUCAGAUGGAGGCAAAAUCAAAGGGCCUGAUGUUCGUCUUGGUAUUAACCAACACUAUCCCAGCUUCAAGCCUCCUCCAUUUCCUUAUCAUAACAGAUCACCCGCUGGCUCAGUGGCUUCAGCCACUAACUUCACCACCCACAACAUCCCACAAACCUUUAGCACAGCUAUUCGGUGCACCAAGUGUGGAAAUAGCUUUGAUAACAUGCCAGAGCUACACAAGCAUAUUCUGGCUUGUGCAAAUGCCAGUGAUAAAAGGCGAUACACACCCAAAAAGAAUCCUAUCCCUCUGCGGCACUUUGCCAAAACCCAGAAUGGAGUACUGUCAACUACUAAUUCUACUAAUGGACUAAAUGCUUCGAACAGAGCCAGACAGUCAAACAGGUCCAAACAUAACCAAGAAUCACCAGUAAAGAUGAAAUUCAAAGUACUGAAUAAAAGGAAGAAAAAGUUGGUCCAAAGGGUUAUACCGCAGAGGAACAAGUCAGUCCCUUCAUCAAAUAAAGUAUCGUCUGCACAGGUGGAUGAGCAGCAGGAGAUAUUUGUCUGCCCACACUGUAGCAGGGAGUUCACAAUGCGUCGCAGCAGAACCAAACACAUGGCCGUGUGCCCAAAGAAACCUAAAGAGGUGAAGAAAAGGAAAGAGGGAGGAAUCUCUGUGACAAAGGAAAAUGAUGGACACCUUCAUAGAGGGGUUUCUCAUGUUGAAGAGAAACAACAACAAGCCUCACCUCAGCAUAAAACUAGAUUCCAGACUUCUGGCCCUGCUAAGAGGCCUGCCAUCCUACCAGUGCAGACUGUUUUUUCCAACAAAAGAAGUAAAAUAAUCAUAAAAGAGAGCACGCAGCCAAAACAAGAGACAUCAACUCUGAAUGAACUUCCCAUUGUUCGCACUUUCAACCCCUCUAUGCGCCAGUAUAGCAGAGUGCAGAAUAGUGUUAAAAGAAUUCCCAUUAAAAUCACUAUUGUGAAACCACAACAGACUUCCCCACAGAAGGAUGAGCUGCCUCCCACCCAGAGCCGAGAAGAGUCAACUGGAGGCGUUACCAACAGCUCUGAGCAGAGCGCUACAGCAUGAAGAGUACCCCACGCCCACCAGAGGAUCAGCAGGCCCCUGCUGUAUGGAACUCCUCAUACAUCUUCAGUCAUACUAAAGGGAGAUACCUGCUAAUCACACUGUAAAUCGCAUUGAUUGCAUUAUACUGUACAAUAACAAUGACUGAAUUCAGGAUGGAUGAAACAGGCGACUGAGGAUACUGCAGUGAGUGGAUGUGUUUAACUGAGUAUUUGAAUGCUUUUGUAGUAGCUUGGGGUUUUGUAGAUUUCUCCUUCAUUUCGUAAACUUUCUGUCAACAGCUUGGAUUUGCACUUUGAAGUUAAUCUGACUGCUACAUGUCUCAAAUGUGGGUUAUUUAGAGAGGAUGGAAGGUGGCAAUCAUUCAGCAUGCAUUUGCACUUUUCCUUAUCUGUUUUAUGUGGCCUUUUGGUUUAGCUCUCACUGCAUGCUAUGAGCUUGUACUAUAGCUACCUUAUGUUAGAUUCGGGUAUGUUGAUGCAAUUAGGCCUUACACAGUGAAUCUAGGGUUGCUCUCUUGGUCUGUUUGACAGUAACCAGUGUAAUUACAUGUAAGAUACAUUAAGAUUCUGUCUAAACGGGAGACUACAGAAUCAUAGAAAAGUAACAUGCUCUAUAGUGCAGUGUAACACUGGCCACAAGCUACCUGUCAAAAUUCUUGUUUAGGAUAUCAGCACUGUUGAUUGCUGUUAGGGAAGUCAGUGUUUUCAUUAAUGGUGUGAAUGUAACAUUUAGUAGAUUUAAUGCUAUAGCCUUUUCAAAUCAAAAAUGUGGAUUAUCUGGACAGCCCAGUUGCUAUGUAUUUGUAUGAGAGAUUUGAGAAUAAUGCUGUUAAUGUGCCAUCAAAUGUAUAUGAUAUGACUAAAUGUGGCAUAAAAGUGAUGAAGAGUAAAAAGUUAAGUAAAGUUUAUUGAUUCCCACAUGAAGAAUUUAUUUUGGUGGUCCAACCAAAUAGAUUCACCCCCAUCUAAACAGAUUUAUUUGUAUAUUUUGUCCCUUCAGAAGUCUGUGUCAAAGUAUCUGAAAAUGCAGAUUACUGCACUGCACUGAUGUGCUGUUACAUCUCGAAAAAAAACAUUAGCUUGUGAAUGCAAUGCAAUGCUCUUUUUGCAUACUAAUCUCAUAUCUUAGAUUUUCAAGCUCAUAGGCCACCAAAAAUAAAUUUUCAACUUUUGUGAAACACUGUAGUUUGAUGUGUUUACACAGCAAUCUCAAACAGAAGUACUAUAGUAUUCUGUACAGCUUGAAUAUAUCAUUGCCAGUUUUAAAAUAAGAAGUGUUCAGUUUUGAACAGCACUGACACAGAUGACUCCAGUAAUUGGCUUCCCUGCAUUUCUUCUGAAAUCCUGAAAUAUUUAUAGUUGUCCAGUUUGUUUUAGGCUUUAUUUUGCACCUCUUCUACAAAUCCCUGUCAAAAUAUGAUUUUUAUGUGGGUUUUUUUCCCCCUGUACAAUGACUAGAAAUAUUCAUAUUAGAAGUUCAGUCUGUUUAGGUCUUUGUCAUCUGUAGCAUACAUGCGCUUCAUCAAUGCUUAUAAUCUGUGUGAGUUGUCAACAAUUUAUUGUGUGAAGUUUGUGUAAUGAAUUCAUCAAGUAUAAAUCACAAAAUGGAAAUGUUAGCUCAAUUAUGGGGUCAUUUUUUCUGAAACCCCGUAGGGACAUAUUAAGAGGUUUGUGGCAAAUUAUCACUAAUCUCAAAGAUUGAGUGUGUAAUGCAUUGUAUCUGUUGUAUUUAAAUUUUUAUAACCGACUAGUUUGAAGAUACAGUCCUAUACAGGGUAUUCAUUUCAUUAUAAUUGAACUUGGUUACAUUAAUUUAGGCAAGCUAAAACUUGACAAUGGUCUGUAUCUGAGAGUAAUGGUACAUGUGUUUUACAAUUUUGCCUUUUCAACCCUCACUGGUAAUAUUUCUUUCAUUCAGAAAGACUUUAAUGUGUUGGAUGUACAGGAUGGUUUGGGAGACUGUUAUUUAACUGUGAAAAGUGCUUGUAGCAUUUCGAAGUGUAAAUUAAGUCAUAUAUUUAUUAAUUAUUUAAAAUCACGUUAUCAAUCUUUGAAUGGUUUCUCUGUAUGAUUUGCACUAAAGUUUUUCAAGCGAGUGUUCAAAAUAAAUGGAGAAUGUUAA
This is a messenger RNA of Xiphias gladius (swordfish), 6749 nucleotides long. RefSeq names its product PR domain containing 2, with ZNF domain a (gene prdm2a). The coding region runs from base 339 to 4628 and encodes 1429 amino acids. Gene Ontology annotation, cellular component: nucleus. The transcript is spliced from 4 exons. The record is from RefSeq and is a predicted model, not a curated record. NCBI's taxonomy places the organism in Eukaryota, Metazoa, Chordata, Actinopteri, Istiophoriformes, Xiphiidae.